Molecule: messenger RNA, 753 nt
Organism: Neurospora hispaniola
Lineage: Eukaryota; Fungi; Ascomycota; Sordariomycetes; Sordariales; Sordariaceae
Exons: 23
Coding region: 1-753 (250 amino acids)
Source: RefSeq, a predicted model, not a curated record
AUGCUAGCGUUUAAGGAAGUUAUAAACUUCCUCGUUUUAAAACCCAAUUUAUACCUCGAUAAAAUCUGUGCCUUUCUGGCUAACGAGUAUAAUGUUAUUAAUAAUUUAAGAGGGUAUAUUGUAACGAGGAUGGAUAUAGGUACUACCCGCUAUAAAAGGGUUAGAGGCUACUCUUUAAGCGGGGCGGGGGGUAGUAGUAACGAACGAAGAUUGAAAAUCGAAGCGGUACCGGAGGAGGUUAUAGCCGCUAGCGAUUACCGAAUUAGUAAUAGAACCGCCGGUAGUAUAAGUAGUAUAUUUACCAAAAUUUACCGGGUUAGGGGUAGUAGGUGUUAUAGCACUGGCGGGUGCUAUGCCCAGAGGCGCCAUGCCUGGAAGGGUGCCUACUCUAAUCGCUUAUUUGACAGCGAAACUCGUAUGAAUCCCGAGUUCGACGAAGACGAUUUCGAUAACCCUACAAUAACACGAACCCCGACGCGUAAGGACGCGGCCAAUACGUCCAAGUCGCCUACCAAACGCAGCAACAACCCCCCCACCAACGAUGGCAACGACUACGAAGAAUCCCUCUACCUUUUAAAUAAGAAUAAUAAUAACGAUGCUAACGUCGAUUCCGUCGAUAACUUCGAUAUACUCCCCUCGCCUACGACGUUUCGUGUAAAGAAGACGCCCUCUAACAAUACUCCAGACCAGGCUAGAGAUAACUCGCCUAGACUUUUAAUAACUAAAAAAUUGAGGUCCGUUCCCGAUUUUUAA